Messenger RNA from Priapulus caudatus, 1074 nucleotides. RefSeq names its product Bloom syndrome protein homolog. The coding region runs from base 1 to 1074 and encodes 357 amino acids. NCBI's taxonomy places the organism in Eukaryota, Metazoa, Priapulida, Priapulimorpha, Priapulimorphida, Priapulidae. Gene Ontology annotation, molecular function: 3'-5' DNA helicase activity; four-way junction helicase activity. Gene Ontology annotation, cellular component: nucleus; cytoplasm; chromosome. The record is from RefSeq and is a predicted model, not a curated record. The transcript has 4 exons. Gene Ontology annotation, biological process: double-strand break repair via homologous recombination; telomere maintenance.
AUGUGCCCAGAAGAUGUUGUCGGCUUAGGUUUAUGGAGACAUGAACUGGCAGUGGAUGUAAUGGAGCUGAUAGAAGAGAUUGAAAGUCCUUUGCGGAUAUCUUGGGAUAAAGAUGAGAACGUGGAUCAGGCAGAUGAUAUGAUAGAAAUGGCAACAUCUGCAGGCCAGGGGGCUGAUUUCCGGAAGGAGUACCGGCGGAUCAACGAAAUCCACUCGGUUGUUUCAACGGGUACCCCUUUUCUCGCCUUGACGGCCACGGCUACAGAGCAGAUGAGAAAAGAGAUUGUAGAAGCCCUGGGCAUGUCUCCGGAUACCACAACAGUGGCCGUAACACCAGAUAGAUCCAACAUAACAUAUUCUUUCAAGAAAACUAAGAAGAAUAUCGGUGAGGAUUUGCAGUGGUUGGUGGAGCAAACUAGAUCAACGACACCAAAGAAAGUGAUUGUGUACUGUCGAAACAUUGCAAACUGUGCAACAUUGUUCGAGCAUUUUAUGCUCGAACUUGCCGAUGAUGCUUACGUGUCCAAGGAGAGAAGUCUCAACACAAGAGUGGUUGGCAUGUACCACAGAUCGACAUCCGACUCCAAUAAGCAGCACGUAUUGGAUACAUUUCCAAAAGCGGAUUUCAAUCUCUGUGUGGUAUUUGCAACCAUUGCUUUUGGUAUGGGUGUGAACAUACCUGAUGUUGAUAUCGUGGUUCACUGGGGUUCACCAAGAGGAAUUGAGCAGUUUGCCCAGGAAUCGGGUAGGGCUGGCCGAGAUGUUGAAAGUGAACGCCAGGUAGAAGAUAACUCUGUUCCUGAUCUGACAGAGACGAGGGAUUUAUCACCAGAUCAACUGCAAUUGCUGCGAGAUAAUCUGUGUGAUUUUCGUGUGUGUUUGUUGGAAGAGAUUGUUACCCCGGUGUUUGGACAACGAGACUUGUUGAUUGGGUUUUCUCAUGAAAAUAUUGACUCAAUUGUGAAUUCUGCAUGUUUCCUUAUGUGCCCAGAAGAUGUUGUCGGCUUAGGUUUAUGGAGACAUGAACUGGCAGUGGAUGUACUGGAGCUGAUAGAAGAGAUUGAAAGUCUGUAG